This is a messenger RNA of Eremomyces bilateralis CBS 781.70, 1026 nucleotides long. RefSeq names its product endoxylanase. The transcript is spliced from 5 exons. The record is from RefSeq and is a predicted model, not a curated record. The coding region runs from base 1 to 1026 and encodes 341 amino acids. Gene Ontology annotation, biological process: carbohydrate metabolic process. Lineage: Eukaryota; Fungi; Ascomycota; Dothideomycetes; Eremomycetales; Eremomycetaceae. Gene Ontology annotation, molecular function: hydrolase activity, hydrolyzing O-glycosyl compounds.
AUGAACUGGAUCGACCUGGCGAACCUGCUGGUGGCAACUGGCAUUCUUGCAAGUUGGCCAGCCCAAGCAGCUCCAGCAUGCAAUGUAACUGUACCGAACCCGAUCGUCCGGGCCGCACAAGCCGCUCCUGGGACGAUCGCGGCAAGAUGGGCGGCGAAGAACAAGUACUUCGGGGUUGCGGCAGACCCUGGGACGAUAUCGAAUGCGAAAAAGGCUGGUAUCAUCGCGAAGGAGUUCACACAACUCACCCCGGAGAACAGCAUGAAAUGGGAUGCUACGGAACCGCAACGCGACCACUUCACGUUCGGCAAUGCUGACCAGUUGAUGAACUUCGCCACAUCAAACGGACAGAAGGUGCGCGGUCACACGACCGUUUGGCACUCUCAGCAUCCAGCUUGGGUAGAACAAAUCAACGACAAGGCCACACUUACGCAGGUCAUGGAGAAGCAUAUUACUCAGGUGAUUGGACAUUUCAAAGGCAAAAUCUUCGUUUGGGACGUGGUGAAUGAAGCUUUCAACGAGGACGGCAGCAUGCGUGAUUCGGUGUUUUAUAAGGUUUUGGGAGAGGAUUAUAUUCGCAUCGCCUUUGAAGCGGCCAAGAAGGCCGAUCCUGCAGCGAAGCUAUACAUCAAUGACUACAACCUCGACGACCCCAAUUACGCAAAGACCAAAGGUUUGAUUGAGAAGGUGACGAAGUGGCGCUCUCAAGGCAUUCCGAUAGACGGGAUCGGCUCGCAAGGCCACGUAUCCGCGGAGUGGAAUACGGCCAAGACGAUACCCGCGGCCUUAAAAGCUCUCUGCGCCGCUGCUCCGGAAUGUGCCCUUACGGAAGUCGACAUUGCAGGCGCCGCCCCGAGUGAUUUCGCCACGGUCACCAAAGCAUGUCUAGAUAUCAGCAACUGUGUAGGCGUGACGAUCUGGGGAGUGACAGAUGCGGAUAGUUGGAGAGCCAGCUCCACUCCGCUGCUGUUUGACGCCAGCGGCAAUAAGAAGCAGGCGUACACUGCUGUUCUUAAUGCAAGUUAG